Phyllostomus hastatus (greater spear-nosed bat) is the source of this 2260-nucleotide messenger RNA. It is a transcript of the gene GSG1L, whose product is annotated as GSG1 like. Lineage: Eukaryota; Metazoa; Chordata; Mammalia; Chiroptera; Phyllostomidae. Gene Ontology annotation, cellular component: plasma membrane. The coding region runs from base 152 to 1144 and encodes 330 amino acids. The record is from RefSeq and is a predicted model, not a curated record. The transcript is spliced from 7 exons.
GAGUGUCAUGGGCCCGCGCCGCGCCCACCGCUGCCGAUCGCAGGCGCCCGAGCCCCGGGGCCCGGCGUGCAGCAGCCGCUGACGCGGGGCGCCGGCUGCCAACUUCGCGCGCGGAGCUCCCCGGCGGCGCGGUCCUGGCGGCGCGGGCGGCAUGAAGACGAGCCGCCGCGGCCGAGCGCUCAUGGCCGUGGCCCUGAACCUGCUGGCGCUGCUCUUCGCCACUACCGCCUUCCUCACCACGCACUGGUGCCAGGGCACGCAGCGGGUGCCCAAGCCCGGCUGCGGCCAGGGCGGGCGCGCCAACUGCCCCAACUCGGGCGCCAACGCCACAGCCAACGGCACCGCCACCCCUGCCGCCGCCGCCGCCGCCGCCGCGGGGAACGGCCCCCCUGGCGGCGCGCUCUACAGCUGGGAGACGGGAGACGACCGAUUCCUCUUCAGGAAUUUCCACACCGGCAUCUGGUACUCCUGCGAGGAGGAGGUCGGCGGGCUCGGUGAAAAAUGUCGCAGCUUCAUUGACCUGGCCCCCGCAUCGGAGAAAGGGGUCCUGUGGCUGUCGGUGGUCUCCGAGGUGCUCUACAUCCUCCUGCUGGUGGUCGGCUUCAGCCUCAUGUGUCUAGAGCUCUUCCACUCCAGCAACGUCAUUGACGGGCUCAAGCUCAAUGCCUUCGCAGCCGUCUUCACGGUGCUCUCAGGCCUCCUGGGCAUGGUGGCCCACAUGAUGUACACACAGGUGUUCCAGGUCACCGUGAGCCUCGGCCCUGAAGACUGGAGGCCCCACUCCUGGGACUACGGGUGGUCCUUCUGCCUGGCCUGGGGCUCCUUCACCUGCUGCAUGGCAGCCUCGGUCACCACGCUCAACUCCUACACCAAGACGGUCAUUGAGUUCCGGCACAAGCGCAAGGUCUUCGAGCAGGGCUACCGCGAGGAGCCGACCUUCAUGGACCCUGAGGCCAUCAAGUACUUCCGGGACAGAAUCGAGAAGGGGGAUGGGAAUGAGGAGGAGGACCUUCGCUUAGACUGCCGCCACGAGAGACACGCAGCCCGACACCAGCCACACAUGGGAGACUCCUGGCCCCGGAGCUCUGCACACGAGGCACCAGAGCUGAACCGCCAGUGCUGGGUCCUGGGGCACUGGGUGUGACCAAGACCCAGCUUGGCCCUCAGACCUCAGGCCAUCGUUAGCACCAGCCCCCCACCACAAGACCACUGGUCUGGCACCCACUGAAACCUGACCUGUGUGCUCUGAACUCAGCCAGCCUGCAUGGGAGACACCAGGCCUGCCCCGCCCACCACUGCCUGGGUCUCAGGGCCCCAGCAAUGGGGCCAGCGUGGACUGCAGAAACACUCAGAGUUGCACCGAGCAACUUUGGGACAGUGACUUCUAACUCUUGUGACACGCAGAGCCCUGCCGGGUGCAACUGGGAUGCCAGGAAAGCCAUGGACAUCAGCUGUUGGAAGCCUGGGGUUCUCGGGCCAGCUAGGAAGUUCAGGAGGGCAUGGGUGGGACUUCCUAAAGGAGGGGCAUGGGCACUGGCACCAUAGGGGGUCACACAGCAGGCACCAGCAGGGGCUCAAUAAAUGCUUGUUGAACCUGUUUUCUUGCUGUGCAUGGAGGCCAUUUGCUCUCUGGGCUGUGGCUGCCCCUUCAUGGCUCCAUCCUAUCAGGUCCCCAAGGAGCCUGGAGGUGAAGCAGCCCUGAGUGUGCUGCGGUCAGGGUCAGACACUGAGCUCUGUGGGAUGGGGGAAGCCCAGAGCCGAGCUGGGCUUUCAGGUAGGGUCAGGCUUGCAGGCUGCCUUGGAUUCCAGAGGGUGGAAAAGCUGGGGGCAUCAGGCAGAUGGGAAAUGCGGGGUGGGCAAGAGAGAAGCCCUCACACCCAGAUCGUAAACCAACCUGACCCCAGUGGGGACCUUUACCCUGUGUCUAGAGACACGUGACAUCAAAUCCUAGGACUUGGAGGCCUGGGGAAGUAGAUUCUUAUUACAAAAACAAAGGAACUCAGGGUCACAGAGAUAAAGAAACUUGCCCCCAAGAUCACAAAAUUAGCAAAUGGCAGAGAUGGGGUUUGAACUAGGAUUCCUGACUACAAGAGGCCUCAUCUCUUCCCAGAGGAUUUCCCCCAUAGAACUAUCCUCCAAGCAGAGAAUGUUCUUCACUCUUCCAUAAUCCCAUCAUCCGUCCAUCAUCCAUCCACUCAUUCAUUCAUCCAUCCAUUCACCAUUUAUCCAUCAUCCAUCAUCUAUCCACUCAUCAUCCAUU